AUGGAAACACUCAGUUCAACCUUAGCCCAGCUCGAUCUGGGCUCGCAGAAUAUUGGCGGAAAGGCUUUUGAUGAGCUCAUUGCCGCUGAAGGGAAUGGGACGUAUCAGAACCGCGCACGCAAGCGCAGAGCUCGCCCAUCCGCCGCGGAACUGCGACGCGAUCUAGAGAACGAGUUUCUAACCCCAUCCCCUCGGUUUAGCUCCGAGUGGUUAAACCGCCUGCAGAGGAGAUGGGAUGUAUCAACGGACUACACGGAUCUCUUUGAGAUCGCUGAUACACAAACCCGAACAAUCGUUCGAUUCGACCGCGAAGGCCUAGAGGGGCGUGUCACUGGGUAUCAUGAAGUGACGGUUCCGGCUAACAGCGCGAACGCAAAAAACUCGACGUCUUUGCUACGCAGGCCAGCAGGAAGGGCUGAUUUCGUGCGGGGCGCUGCAGGGUUCUUUCCGUUCGCGCCAGGGGGUCUGGAUGGCGUUGAGGCGAUCGCGGAGAUGGAGGCUGAAGUUCAGACAGCAGGGCCCUCUGGGUCUGCUGGAAAACAGGCCGGCCUGGAUCGCAUCAUUAACUUCGCGUCUGAGGGGGGUUUAUUAGAGGUAGCUCCUGGAUUUUCGCGCGGACUGAAAUUUGAAGAAGCAAAGUCGAAAGAAGCUGCGGACGACGAUGAAGAAGUCGAACAGACUCUCCAGGAAGAGGAAAGCAACAUCAAUCCUGAACAGGAUGAAACAGCAUCCGACGUGGGAGGUGUGAAGAUCGAAGACGAGGAAUCCGCCAGUGAGGACGAGGAAGAAGACGAUAUCGACACCCUAUUACCUGUCGAGUUCCCGUCUUUGGAGCCGCGUGCUCCGCUGCUCUCAGCCUUCCAGAAAAAGGGUGGCAAAGAAUGGGCACACGUCGUGGAUGUUAAUAAGGAAAUUUCCAAUUUCCACGAACUCGUUCCAGAUAUGGCUCGCGAAUGGCCAUUCGAGCUGGACACGUUCCAGAAAGAAGCUGUCUAUCACCUCGAGAAUGGGGAUUCUGUUUUCGUGGCUGCACAUACGUCAGCUGGUAAAACUGUCGUUGCGGAGUAUGCUAUUGCAUUGGCCGCUAAGCAUAUGACAAAGGCAAUCUAUACGUCCCCGAUCAAAGCCCUGAGUAACCAAAAAUUUCGCGAUUUCAAGAAUACCUUUGACGAUGUAGGUAUUCUGACGGGUGAUGUUCAAAUCAAUCCGGAAGCAAGUUGUCUGAUCAUGACCACUGAGAUUCUGCGGAGUAUGCUUUACCGUGGAGCAGACCUCAUUAGAGAUGUGGAAUUCGUGAUUUUUGACGAGGUCCACUACGUGAACGACCUUGAACGCGGUGUCGUAUGGGAGGAGGUUAUCAUCAUGCUUCCUGAGCACGUCACUCUCAUCCUUCUUUCUGCUACAGUACCCAAUACCCAGGAAUUCGCCUCGUGGGUGGGCAGGACGAAAAAAAAGGAUAUUUAUGUCAUCUCGACCGCGAAGAGACCUGUACCUCUUGAACACUAUCUUUGGGCUGGAAAGGACAAGUUCAAGAUUGUUGACUCCAACAAAAGGUUCCUCGAAAGCGGCUGGAAACAAGCAGAUGAUAUAAUAUCCGGCAAGGACAAGAUCAAAGCUCAGAAAGCAGCAGAAGCUCAAGCGCAGUCUCAAGCAAGCAGAGGUGGUUCACAGGGACGGGGACGGGGACAAGCGCCCGCCAGGGGUGGCCCGAGGGGAGGGGGAGGAGGACAACGUGGAGGAGGACAACGAGGCCGAGGCCAGCCGGCAAACCGAGGAACAGGCAACAUUGCUCGUACAGGGAGAGGCGGCGGACGUACAACUGCCGCACAGGACAAGACUGUCUGGGUCCAGGUUGUGCAACAUCUGCGCAAGGAGAAUCUGUUGCCAGCCUGUAUCUUCGUAUUUUCUAAGAAAAGAUGUGAACAGAACGCCGACUCAUUGUCCAACCAGGACUUUUGCAAUGCGUCCGAGAAAAGCCUUAUUCAUAUAACGAUCGAAAAGUCCCUUACUCGACUCAAACAGGAAGACAGGACGCUGCCGCAGAUUCUUCGACUUCGCGAACUGCUAAGUCGCGGUAUUGCUGUUCACCAUGGUGGGCUUCUACCGAUAAUGAAAGAAAUCGUCGAGAUCCUGUUUGCCAAGACUCUUGUUAAAGUUCUCUUCGCCACUGAGACAUUUGCCAUGGGCCUGAACCUGCCUACACGUACAGUGGUCUUCUCGGGAUUUCGCAAGCAUGAUGGCAAAGGUUUCAGAGAUCUACUGCCCGGCGAAUAUACCCAAAUGGCGGGGCGUGCCGGUCGAAGAGGUCUCGACAACGUCGGCUAUGUGAUUGUUGUUAACUCUGGCAAGGACGAGGCACCGCCUGCUGGAGCGUUGAGAAAGAUGAUCCUCGGGGACCCAACGAAACUUCGAUCCCAGUUCAGGCUGACUUAUAACAUGAUCCUGAAUCUACUGCGUGUGGAAGCUCUGAAGAUUGAAGAAAUGAUCAAGAGAAGUUUCAGCGAAAAUGCCACCCAGGCCCUGCUCCCAGAGCACGAGAAACAGGUACAAAUUUCUGAAGCCAGCUUAGAAAAGAUCAAGCGAGAGCCCUGCGAGAUCUGCGAUGUUGAUCUCGCUGCCUGUCAUGAUGCAUCGAUCGAGUAUGGAAAAUUGACGAGCGAGCUACACCUCAACCUACUUUCAUCGCCUGUCGGCAAACGCCUUCUUAUGCCGAAGCGCUUAGUUGUAUACCGGAAGGAUGGAUACCGAACCGCAGGUGUCAUUGUGCGAGAAGUCGGAGGGGGCCCCAACCCCGUCAUACAGAUUCUCGAGAUAGGUAAACUGAACAGCAAGCGUCACCCAAGCGAGAUUCUCCCAUUCCUUCCAGCGUUCAGGGGAUUUCUGAAUCCUCUACCGACCCGUGCCGCCGAUAUGACUCUGAAAGUUUUUAAGAUCCCAAUUGCGGAUAUCGAGUGCGUCACAAACACUAUAGUCAAACUGAGUGGCCCAACGUGGUACCUCAAUAUCAAGAAAGAGGCAAUCAGAUUCGCAGACAAGGAGCUAUCCAAGCUAUGCUCCUCGUGGACUACUCCGGUCUGGGAUGAGCUAGAUUGGGCUCGAAUCAAGGAGCUCCAAUUAAGGGACAUCCUAGAUAAACGACGAGAGCAGGCAAAUAUCGCCCAGUCAUGCGACUGCCUGAAAUGCCCCAAAUUCUUGAAACACUUUGAGAUGCAACGUGAUGAGUGGCAAAUUAAGGAGAAUAUCUCGCAGUUGAAGCAACUCAUGUCGGAUCAGAACCUCCAACUACUCCCAGACUACGAGCAGCGUAUUCAAGUACUAAAAGACUUGGGCUUCGUUGACGAACAAUCCCGUGUGCAGCUGAAAGGAAAGGUAGCUUGCGAGAUUCAUUCUGCGGAUGAGCUCGUUUUGACGGAGCUUAUAUUGGAAAACGUUCUCGCGGAAUACGAACCCGAAGAGAUAGUCGCUUUACUAUCCGCUUUUGUGUUCCAAGAAAAGACAGAAAAUGUGCCGACCUUGAACCCCCGUCUGGAGAAGGGCAAGGAAGCAAUUAUUCGCAUUUCCGAGAAGGUGAACGAUGUGCAGAUACAGCACCAGGUCCUUCAGUCGACCGAGGAUAUCAACGAUUUUGCCAGCCAACCGCGAUUUGGACUGGCAGAGGUGGUUUACGAGUGGGCCAAGGGGAUGUCGUUCAACCGGAUUACGGAUCUCACGGAUGUGAUGGAGGGAACCAUUGUCAGGACUAUUACUCGGCUCGACGAGACCUGUCGCGAGGUGAAGAAUGCAGCCAAAUUGGUUGGAGAUCCAACGCUGUACGCAAAGAUGCAAGAAGCGCAGGAGAAGAUCAAGAGGGAUGUGAUCUUCGCGGCGUCUCUGUAUAUGUAG
Molecule: messenger RNA, 3882 nt
Organism: Aspergillus nidulans FGSC A4
Lineage: Eukaryota; Fungi; Ascomycota; Eurotiomycetes; Eurotiales; Aspergillaceae
Product: SKI complex RNA helicase subunit SKI2
Exons: 6
Coding region: 1-3882 (1293 amino acids)
Biological process (GO): mRNA catabolic process; RNA catabolic process
Cellular component (GO): cytoplasm
Molecular function (GO): nucleotide binding; RNA helicase activity; RNA binding
Source: RefSeq, a predicted model, not a curated record